This is a messenger RNA of Caenorhabditis remanei, 543 nucleotides long. RefSeq lists its product as uncharacterized. Bases 1 to 543 code for a protein of 180 amino acids. The record is from RefSeq and is a predicted model, not a curated record. Gene Ontology annotation, molecular function: tubulin binding. Lineage: Eukaryota; Metazoa; Nematoda; Chromadorea; Rhabditida; Rhabditidae. Gene Ontology annotation, biological process: positive regulation of protein polymerization; microtubule polymerization; microtubule bundle formation. Gene Ontology annotation, cellular component: microtubule. The transcript is spliced from 4 exons.
AUGUCUGCCGCUGCUGAAUUCCAUUGGGAUAACGCUGAUGUGAAAAAAAAAUGGGACGCGUUUACCAAAUUCGGAGCUGCAACUGCAACGGAAAUGACCGGAAAAAACUUCGACAAGUGGUUGAAAGAUGCCGGUGUCCUUGACAAUAAAGCAAUCACCGGAACAAUGACUGGAAUCGCCUUCAGCAAAGUUACUGGGCCAAAGAAGAAGGCUACUUUCGAUGAAACCAAGAAGGUAUUGACUUUCGUCGCUGAGGAUCGCUCAAGACAAAGCAAGAAACCAAUUCAAGAGGAAUUGGACGCGAUCACAGAGAAAUUGGCCAAAUUGGAAGCUCCUAGCGUCGGUGGUGCGGCUAAGGCCAAUGCAGGUGGCGUGUAUAGCCGUCUCACUGACCAUACUAAGUAUACUGGAGCUCACAAAGAGCGCUUUGAUGCUGAGGGAAAAGGAAAAGGUAAAUCUGGACGUGACGACAGCGGCGAAAACACGGGAUAUGUCGGAGCCUACAAAAACAAGGACACCUAUGAUAAAGCACACGGAAAGUAA